UUGCUUUAGCUUUCUACGAUUUCCUAUAUUUUUCAACUUUCCCAUUUCGAGAUACGCUAGCAAUCAAAACUCCAAAAGAGCCCACAAAAACCCACGCUAGUGAAGUUUUGGCUAGAAAACAAAUACAACUUUGAGAGAGACCACUAUCUUCAACCAGCCUAGUUCCACAGUAAUGGUGCUUGUGCUUCCUGUUCUGGUUUUUGUCUAAGGUUUUUCUCUCUGGGCAUCUAUUGUUUGGGCCCAUUUGAGAUGGGUGACAACAAAGGAGAUACAACCAAGAAGCAAACACCCCAGCAAACUCAACAACAACAACUCUCUUCUUCUCCCAAAGAGCCCCCCGAGGAAUCCUCAGAAUCUAGGCAAAAACAUCUCCAGCAAACUUCAGCUGUUGUGGUCACAGCCACUGGACCUCCUUUCAUCUCUGCGCCUUUAUAUGUCCCAAUUGUUGCAACUUCUCCCUUUGAACAACAAUUUGAGUCAGUGAAUCCCAAGAGACCUCGAUACAACAGUGGCCAAUGGAAACUACUCCCAUCACCAUCUUCCUUACAGUCACAAGCCCAAAUGGCUAUAACCACCAGCGAAUCAAGCCCAUCACCAACCAGAAACCCCAUAAACCCACAAACUCAGGCGCCUAUAACAGCUGCUUCCUCCUCAGACACAGCCUUAUCUCCACCCAACUCUCCUCUCCCAACCUCAACUUCAGGCCAAGAAACAAACAAGCCAGAAGGAGAGCAAUUUCACCAUCAGUUCAGAAAGGGGAAAUAUGUCAGCCCCGUUUGGAAACCGAAUGAGAUGUUAUGGCUAGCAAGGGCUUGGAGGAUUCAAUAUCAAGGAGGGUCUGAUGCGUCUGGCUAUUCUUCAAGAAUUGGCCACCAAGAGAUUGGUCAUUUCGCAGUCAGCGAUGUUGCAGUCCAAUCAACAAGAGGCAAAACUAGGGCUGACAAGGAUAGGGAAGUAGCCGAGUUCUUAAACAAACAUGGGAUCAAUAGAGAUGCCAAAACUGCUGGUACUAAGUGGGAUAAUAUGCUAGGCGAGUUUAGAAAAGUGUAUGAAUGGGAGAGAGGGGAAAAAGAACAAGUAGGCAAGAGUUAUUUCAGACUUUCUCCUUAUGAGAGGAAACUACAUAGAUUACCCGCUUCCUUUGAUGAGGAAGUCUUUGAGGAGCUGUCUCAGUUCAUGGGUCCUCGCAUGAGAACUUCUCAAAGCAGAGGAGCUUCUGCAAUUGCUUCUAGUGGUGAUGGUCGGCCGGUUCUUUCUGGUUCUAGAGCUCUGCCUCCUCCCCCUCCUUGCAAAGAAGAUGAACUUCCUCUCUCAGGUAAGCCAAUUCCUUUAGUUAGGACAAAACAACUGGUAGCAACUGGUGGAGGUGAUGCCUUCUUUCAUGGAACUAGAGGAAGUCUGUUAGGGUUCGACACUUCGCUAGACGUUGGUGCCGGUCUGCCUUCUUCAUCUUCAAAGGAACUUCGUAGAAUUGGGAAGAUAAGAAUGACAUGGGAGGAGUCUGUAAGUUUAUGGGCAGAAGAAGGUGAGCACCAUAGAGGAAGAGUGAGACUUCAAGGUUCAAGCUUUUUGAACGCAGAUGAACUCGCUUUCUUUGACGAUGCCAUGGUUGCUUGCUCAAUGGAAGCCAUUGAAGAUGGACCUCUAAAAGGCUUCUCCUUUGAUAGGUUCGUCAAUGGACAGCAAGUGAAAGUAUUUGGCAGGAGAAAGUCGUCCGCAGCUUCUUCACCCUCUCUCUCUCUAAUGAUACCAGGUAUCAUUGAAAGAGCUCAGCUUCCGUUUGCAGAACCCUCUAUCAGAUCAAUGCCUCCGUUGGAGUUCCAAGACCCAACAGACUACUACGUCGGUUGCCUUCGAGUUCCCCCAACGACACUGCCAAGCUUGUUUGAGCUUUCAUGGCACUUACAAGAGCCACCACCUGAGGAAUAUCGAUUUCCCAUAAGGAGAGAUGUGUACCGAGAUCUGCCACCCGGUAAAGAAGUUUUAUUUACUACUUCUAAUGAACUGUUAGAUUGUAGAGCUAUCAUAUAUGAUAUUUUGAGCCCAAUUAUCCGCACCAACCCUAGUCUCAGUGCUGCUACUGCCACAGGCAGAGACUCUUAUAUUGGCCUUUGGGAUGAUUGCAUCAGUAGGGUUGUGUCCAAAUUUUGUUCUGGUGAAAUGGUUAUUAUCCGAAAACCUUCAUCAUCAUCAGCUGAUCAGCCAUUGCAGGAUCAAUGGCCAAACGUAACAGGUUUUGUUAGAAAUUUUUGCUUGUGGAGGGGAGAGGAGACUGAUCAACUGAGGGAAGGUCAACUUGACCCACCAUCUUCUAUCGUGGAGAAGUUGCUAUGGACUUACAUGGAUCUUCCGUACAUAUUAGGCUAUUAUGCUGUUGGCUACAUGGUAACAUUUUGCGCAUUAAGCCGGUCACAAGAUCGCAUUAUCAGGACAGAUUUAUAUUCAGUAGAUUUAUCCUCCCCCUCUGAGAGACUAAAAGCCCUAGUCCCUUGCUGUAGAAUAGCAGGUCUGUUGCCGUUGCUAGCUGACCGGUGCUUCAACAACGUCAAUAAUGUUGGCUCUUACAAGCAAUUUCCAUUCAGCGAUUUUGAAAGAAUUGAUUUGGGAAAUGGAAAUAUAAUGGAAAUGACACCAAAUACGGUGAUAAGAUCAUUCUCGAGCAAGAAAAAAUGGGCAGCAGUGAAAGAAAUAUAUGAUAUCCUGGAUCACCGAAUCCCUCACGCCGAAUUUAUUUGUCGGGCAUCUGAGAAGGAUCUUACAUUGUUGUUUAAGCCUAGGGGAUGCAAAUUCAAGCCCGUAAACUGUGACCAACUUGUGGAAGCUCUCAAGUACGUGACUAAAGCAUUGGUAGCCCUACAUGACUUAUGCUUCAUGCACCGGGACUUGGGUUGGGACAAAGUGCUGAGAAGGAGCGACAGAGAAAACGAAUGGUUCGUUUGCGGGUUCGACGAGGCAGUGGGUGCACCACAGAUAUACCCGCACACAGCCGCAGAAGUGGAGGCGCGUGCAAGGCACGCGCCAGAGAUGGGGAGGGGUUUACAUGGGGUGAAAGUGGACGUGUGGGGGGUAGGCCACUUGGUGAAGACCUGUGGGCUCACAAACGUGCCAAAAAUGCUGAGGGAGUUGCAAAAUAGGUGCUUGGAUCAGAACCCGGAGCAGAGGCCAACUGCAGCCGAUUGUUACCACCACUUGUUGCAGGUGCAGUCAGCCUCAUCCGGCGCACCCUAUUGAAGUGACACAUGACCGAUUAACAUUUUAUCUAUAUUUUAUUUUAUACUAGUUAAGAAUGUUUUUAUGCCACAUUAAUUAAUUUAUGUAGUUGAGCUUUUAGCUCUAGGUCCUUGGGUAU
Messenger RNA from Durio zibethinus, 3349 nucleotides. The record is from RefSeq and is a predicted model, not a curated record. Lineage: Eukaryota; Viridiplantae; Streptophyta; Magnoliopsida; Malvales; Malvaceae.